Messenger RNA from Armigeres subalbatus, 1372 nucleotides. RefSeq lists its product as uncharacterized. NCBI's taxonomy places the organism in Eukaryota, Metazoa, Arthropoda, Insecta, Diptera, Culicidae. Bases 145 to 1299 code for a protein of 384 amino acids. The transcript has 5 exons. The record is from RefSeq and is a predicted model, not a curated record.
UUAUCAAUUAUAAAAGACGCAAAGGUUGGCGAUCGCCGGGAUUAUCUCAUUCGAAUGUGGAGCACACUAAACAAUCAGUCUUGGUUAAGAGUUUGAUUUUGACGGUUCCAAUUUAAAAUACUGGUGCUAUUAAAUACUAAUAAAAUGUUCAUAUUUGUGGCGGGAUUAUCCUUAGCCACAGUGCUACUGGCAAUUGCAAAUGCUGAUGUUGGGAUGAACAUCAAUAUCAAACAACCAAACGCACAAGUGUAUCAUCAGCAAUCUCCGCGUAAUGAUCAGUUUACUUACGGUUACCAUGUGGACACUGUUAGCAAUCAGUUCCAGCAUAAAGUUAAAGGUCCGGAUGACGUAACUUAUGGAUGCUAUGGAUAUGUGGAUCCAGCGAAUAAGAAACAUCUUGUGUACUAUGUUGCUGAUCGAAUGGGAUAUAGAAUUAUUUUUCCCAACAGACCAACCAAGAUCUUCACUGAAAGACUAUCCGACAGUUUGAAUAAACUAGAUGGUUCAGUGAAAAGCAAGGACUACGAUGAGAAAGUUGUGGCCUGGAAUGAUCUCUACUUACCUGACGCAUGUUUUCGGUUGGAUGAAAUUUUAUCCACGGCGGCUUCCAAUGUGUAUCAACAAACCGUGCAGCCGGUUAAAGUUCCGACGACAACUCCAAGGAUUCAACCGAUCUAUGUGCAACCUGAACUUCCGACUCCAACACAAUACACUGUUCCUACAACGUCUGUUCCAAGAUAUGUGCAUGCAAACCAGCAUGGUGGUCGGUAUACCGGGUCUAAUCAUCAAGAGGAAGAAUUUACAAGCGGUCGGGACUCUUAUCAGCAAGGAGGCGUUGAUAACAACUUGGAAGUUCAACAGGUGACACAAACGGUACCGGGGUGGUCUGGUUCCCUCCCGGACAUUAACCCGGCGAAUAUAAACCUGGACCAGUUCAAUAUCCACACGACGAGCGAAGAUUCGGCAAGCUCCGCAACCACUACCCACUUUAACAACCAACAGCAGUACAGCUUGAACAUCACUCAGCUGUUGGCGCAAAUCGAGGCUGUGAACUCGCAAGUUAUUACCCUCAACAUGUUGCUGGCGGGUAUGGCCAACAACCCAACGGCAUUUGGGAAUGCCAACGAGGGAAGCUGCAAAACGGUGGUGCAGCUUCUUCGAAAUCAAAGAACAACCCCCCAGCUGGUGUACGUUCCCAUCCUAAUUCCGUAUGUCGAAGGCCAGUACAAUGUGAAUCAACCGUUUGGAAAUACGGCUGCACGUUAUCAGCAACAGAAACCGUGUCAUCGCUGUCAGUGAUUGGGACUUAUGUUUACGCAAAAUGAAAUGAAAUGUGAUGAAGAAUGAAGUACACGGGAACUUUCGAAAGGCA